This is a messenger RNA of Fraxinus pennsylvanica, 1179 nucleotides long. The record is from the annotation of a GenBank genome assembly. Lineage: Eukaryota; Viridiplantae; Streptophyta; Magnoliopsida; Lamiales; Oleaceae.
AUGUACGUAACGAGGCCUCUUUCUCACUACCUAAAAUAUCCAGAUUCUCAUGGGACACCUCCCGAGGGGCCUAAUUCAGGUUACCUAAUAAUUCAAGAUGAAGAAUGCGAGACUUAUUCUUGUUUUGGCUUGUGCAAGAAUAGAACUCUCAAGAACCUACCAUUCCCUCAGAACAAGGAAUUGACUGUCCGCUAUGAACAAAGUUCUGGUGAGCACAGCCAUGUUUCUCAUGACCCAGUUUUCUUGAUUCCAGUUCUCAAUCAAGCAGUGUCUUCCAAUCGCUACUAUGCCGUCAAAUCACAUGGGAAGCAUAAAGGGGAAGCAUACACUUGCUCGAGGGAGGAAGACAUGUCCACCUGUUGUUUCUGUCGCUGCAUUAAAGAUCUAAAACCGACGGAAUUGGAUCCCAACAACAAUUAUCAGCAAAUUGAGAUUUGUCCACAUGAAACUCUAUGCACCGGUAGGGGUUACUUCUUUGCGAAAUCUGUCGGCCCUGACGGUUUUCCCCCACGUUUCUUGAGAAGAAAAGGAUGGUCAAUUUACACCAAGACUCCCAAACACUUCAAGUUAGACGAAGCACUUGGUCUUAACUCCGAACUUCGUGCUCGUCUUCCAGAAUUUAAUUUCCCUUUAUCGUGUAAGAGUUCUCAUGCCAUUGGUGUUGGGAAAUGGUAUUGUCCCUUCAUGUUUAUCAAGGAAGGAACAUUGAAAGAUCAGGUGAAAAGAUCAACGUAUUACGAGAUGACACUUGAGCAAAGAUGGGAGCAGAUUUUCACAUGCAAGAACGAAAAGAAUCAAGGAAAUUCAGUUCUAAUCGAUGUUCCUCUCGAAAAUGAAGAGGCUUUUAUUGAUGGAAACAAAGCUGUGUGGAAUGAGAACAACGUUGUUGCUGGGGUGAUGUGGUUUAGAAGUUUCCACAAUGGCGUGGAAACGAGCAUUGGGUUGAGAAUGGAAAUCAUUCAAAGAAUGAAAUGGGAGCAAAAGAGGGGUGGAUGGCAAGAUGGGGAAAGCCGGCAAGUAAAGAUUAACAGAGUCGAAGAAUUUAAAGAAAGUUGGGGUUGGAAAGAGUUUGGUUGCUAUGCCUUGGUUGAAAGAUUUGUUCUAAAAAGAAUGGAUGGAAGUUUGGUAAUGACAUACAGUUUCUUGCACACUCACCAGUUGAAGUGCAAGUGGGAAUAG